Molecule: messenger RNA, 2502 nt
Organism: Hemicordylus capensis (graceful crag lizard)
Lineage: Eukaryota; Metazoa; Chordata; Lepidosauria; Squamata; Cordylidae
Gene: HMGB1
Product: high mobility group box 1
Exons: 5
Coding region: 176-820 (214 amino acids)
Biological process (GO): regulation of transcription by RNA polymerase II
Cellular component (GO): nucleus
Molecular function (GO): DNA binding, bending
Source: RefSeq, a predicted model, not a curated record
UAAUGUUACCAGCUCCGAGAGAGUGAGGAGGCUGCGUAUCGAUCCCGCUCACAGCCAUUGCAGUGCAUUGGGCUAGAUACGAGAUCUAGGCAGCCUUGGUGGCCAGUGCGCGUGUUUGUGGCUUGUGAACGGAGGUUUCGAGGACUCGAGAGUGUGACAAGAGGAAUCAUCAAAAAUGGGCAAAGGUGAUCCUAAAAAGCCAAGAGGUAAAAUGUCCUCAUAUGCCUUCUUUGUGCAAACUUGCCGGGAAGAGCACAAGAAGAAACACCCAGACGCUUCAGUGAACUUCUCAGAGUUCUCAAAAAAAUGUUCAGAAAGGUGGAAGACUAUGUCUGCUAAGGAGAAAGGGAAGUUUGAAGAAAUGGCAAGAGGUGACAAGGUUCGUUAUGAAAGAGAAAUGAAAAAUUACAUACCACCUAAAGGAGAAUCAAAAAAGAAGUUCAAGGACCCAAAUGCACCAAAGAGGCCUCCUUCAGCAUUUUUUUUGUUCUGCUCUGAGUUUCGUCCAAAAAUCAAAGGCGAGCAUCCUGGCCUUUCUAUUGGGGAUGUUGCAAAGAAACUUGGAGAGAUGUGGAAUGGUACUGCUGCAGAUGAUAAGCAACCUUUUGAAAAGAAGGCUGCUAAACUGAAGGAGAAAUAUGAAAAGGAUGUUGCUGCAUACCGGGCUAAAGGAAAGCCUGAGCCAGCCAAAAAAAUAGCCCCUAAGCCUGAGAAGAGCAAGAAAAAGGAAGAGGAAGAUGAUGAUGACGAUGACGAUGAGGAGGAUGAAGAUGAAGAGGAGGAGGAAGAGGAGGAAGAUGAAGAGGAUGAUGAUGAAUAAGCCUCUCAUAGAUCACUUUCUUGUCUAUAAAAGCAUUUAACCCCCCUGUACACAACCCACUCCUUUUAAAGAGAAAAAAAUUGAAAGAUAAGGCUGUGUAAGAUUUGUUUUUAAACUGUACAGUGUCCUUUUUUUUUUGUAUAGUUCACACACUACCGAAUGUGUCUUUAGGUAGCCCUGUCUUUUAGUGGUAUUUCGGUAGCCACUAACAUUGCCUAGUACAGUAUGGGGGUUGUAAAUUGGCAUGGAAGUUUAAAGCAGGUUUCUUGUUGGUGCACAGCACAGAUUAGUUAUACAUGGGGAUGUAGUUCAUUAUUCAUCUUCAUUUGUCUCCGGGUAAUAAAAAUAAUAGUUGUUCUGUUAACGAAAUACCACUCUGUAAUUGAAGAAAGAAAAAAGUUGUAGCUGUUGACAUUCUGAUUGCUUCUAAGUAAAUGCAAUUAAAAAAAAAAAGUAUUGUCCAUUUAAUAGGUCCCCUUGUAAAGACAAUUCCCGCUCCCUGUCCCCCCCCCCCUUCCUGUAGAGAGCUCAUCCUUUGUUAUGCCCUCUUGGGAUCACAUCAACAUUACAAUUUUUGUCUCUUCAUAUAAUUAGCUUUGAUUUACAUGCCCUACAUAGGGUAGGAAAUCUAUAUAGGCAUAUGCAAAGCAACUUUUUUUUAAAUGUAAGGCCACACUCUUUAAAAAAACAACACACACAACUGUUUUAAGCCAAUCUGUGUUUGCUCAGCUUUUGCUACAUACAAUAUUCUACUGAGUUGUGUAAAUUUACCAGUCUUGGAGGGUUGUGAAGUAUAGAAUUCAGUUCUGUGGCAUGGAAUACUUCCAGGGGGGGAAAUAACUUCAAAUUAGUGUCCUUGGAGGACCAAUGAGAGCGUAUAUUCUCAUUUUUAUCUGUGAAGAAUUUACAUGUAUGACUCCAUUGGCUGGUAAUAGGAGUUGUUUGCAAAUACCUGAACACAGAGGUGAGUGUACCCUAAGCAGGUAAUGUUAAAUGUUUAAUUACUGUAAUCCUUUUAGGAUGCCAUGUCAAGUGAUGAUUGUGGGCUUUAUACCAUGAGCUGUCCUGGUAGUAAAUGCCCCACAGGAAAAUUUUUACUUCGCUUGUUUUCUAUAUGUGGUACCAUUGUUCUGUAUAAAUUCAUGCUUUCCAUUCAUUCUAGUUUUAGCCCAUUUUCAAAAUUUUAUAUUGUCUCAAACUAAAAUAAGAUGUAUUUUUUUUCUGUUAGUCUUUUAUAACACAUUCUUGAUGUUUGCCCAUUUUGUAAGUUAAUAGCUGUAUGGGAAAUUACCCCCCCCCCUUUUCUGUUUAGGUGUGAAAUUAAUAUGGUAUUCCAGUGAUCUCUAAUUUGAUGAUAAAUUUAGGUUGCUUUGAAAACCAAAGUUAAAAAGUUUUGCAUAUUCAGUAAAAAAGCUGGCAAUUCUUUAAUGUUUACCUGCAGAAUAAUUUGGGGAUUGAUUGGCAAAUCUGUAGUUAUAAAAUUAUGGUUUUCAAGUACCAGUGUUUAAAGAUAGCAUUCUUGUAAUUUUACACACUUUUUUGAUGGAGUAUUGUUUUGUUAUACAAUUUUGACUUUUAAGAUUCUUACUUCAAUUUGCAUUUGGUUAUGUAUAACCUCAGGAGAAUACGGAACAUCUGAUUUCCUGGUUGAUACUAAUAAAAUAAUAAUUACAGAGGUUUUA